AUGACCGGCACGAAACCCAGCCUGUUUUUCACACGUGGUGUACAAUCGGCGGAGAAUGACGGACGCCAACAGCGAAGACGCUAUUGGGAUAAGGCUUACGCCCCUAUGAUUGGCGCAGUCAUUGCGCGGGCCCUUUCAGUUCAUUUGGGACCGGUGUCCUGUCCAUCGGACCACAUUGAUUCAACCGGGUCUACAGAUAGUUUCCUCAAAUUCUAUCCACUCACCUUAACUCUUCACACUGUCGAGUCUGGGCGCAAUUCCCUGGAAUUUGCAUCAACGAUUGGAGCACGAAUGUCGGAAGUGGACGGGCUGAAACCACGACCAACAUCCUUUGUUGGAAAACGUCGCCAUCACAGUGGGGUUUCCUUGCAAUCACCCUUAGUUGGCGUUCUUUCAACACCAAGUGCCAAAGAGGGGGACUUUUUGGCGAAAUAUCUGAACUACCAAUCAUCGGUCUUUGAUCGAAGUGCAGCGUUGGCACCUGUCGAUCCGGAGGUUUAUGCCACAUACGAGCAUUUAGCUCAGGGGAUUGCGGAUAUCUUGUUCGCGUUUGAAAUGCAUGUUAUUCUCCACAUUUCCAAAACCACACAUCUGAGUAUCCGGAGUUUUUCAGCAAAAUAA
This is a messenger RNA of Echinostoma caproni, 621 nucleotides long. Lineage: Eukaryota; Metazoa; Platyhelminthes; Trematoda; Plagiorchiida; Echinostomatidae. The record is from the annotation of a GenBank genome assembly.